Messenger RNA from Durusdinium trenchii, 5501 nucleotides. Lineage: Eukaryota; Dinophyceae; Suessiales; Symbiodiniaceae. The record is from the annotation of a GenBank genome assembly.
CAUCUUGCUGCUUGACAGCGCAAGUUUGUCCCUGAUGUCGGAUGCGGCUAUUGCAGUAAACAUUGCUGGAUAUACUGGAGAUAGCUGCUUUCACAUUCCAGUGACCACUUCCAGCACAGCUGGUGGCAUCAUUGCGUUGGUGAAGGAGUGUUUGCCACAGUGUCUAUGGCAUGGCAACACGAUGCUCUCAUGUGGACUUCAUCAACUACGGCCCGACACCAUCGUUGAUACGCGCAGACUUGGUGCCUGGGUUCUAAUCAACUUCUCAGAGAUCAGCAACCAGGAGAUGUGUUCCAUCCUCGACACUGCCGAGCGUGGGAUGACUCUCAAGCAGCUGCAAAAGCUGUUGGCUUUCAUCUCAAAAGUUGCUGACCAAUGUUGUGAAACCUUCGGAGAUCAUCGUGGCAGACAGCUACAGUUCGAGACGUUUAACUUGUAUCACACGAAUCACUGGAUCAUCAAGCCAGCCACGGAAGGUUAUGGCGGCAAGGGCUGCAGUUUGGUCGAGGUCAUGGCAGUAGAAGUGCAGAGACCCCACUGGUUUGUGUCACAUGCUUGGAUUGAGCCUGUGUACAAUUUUUUGGCCUGCUUGGAGCAGCAUGCUUUGGUCCGAAAGCUGUCAAUGAGCACCGCAUUUUGGGUCUGUGCAUAUGCUAACAAUCAGCACUGCGUGGCGGAUGAUAUUACAAGCAACCCACGCAGCACUUCGUUCUACCGGGCUAUGCAAAUGUCGCAGGGCGUGCUUUUGGUGCUUGAUUCAGGUGGAACUCCUUUUGAAAGAAUUUGGUGUUGCUUCGAAGAGUCCGUUGCCAUUGAGCAUCGAGAAGGCAAUUGGUCCAGAAGUCAUUUGUUGUUGGAUGUAGGUGCCACUGAUGCACAGAACCAUGCUCAUGUGCUUACUGACGGUCUGGCUGGAGCCGAGAGCUGUAUGAUUGGUAUUGUUGGCUUGUACCAGAAGUCAGUCCGAGAACGUGCUUUUCCUUUAAGCCUUUUGAAGAAAGGCUUGGAGGUGAAGAUCGAAGAAGCAAAGGCUACGGAGCAGAUUGACAAAGAUCGAAUUCUGAAGAGCAUUGCUUUUCCCCGUGCCAAAGAGCUAGAGGAUUCCCAGUCCACUCCUACAGGACAUCCGAACUUUCAGCGAGUUGAUGAAGCUCUUGCUUCGCACUUUGCUUUAGCAAGUUGGUAUGGCUUCGUUUGGGGUCGCAGACCUACAGAAUCCCUUGCAAGGGCUUUGCGGGCAGAUGUUGGUCGAAAGGUGGUGCAGCUUUCAUUUACUGGCUGCCAACAUUUCUCGGACGGCGAACUUGAAGUGCUGCUGCAGAACCUCCCUCGUGAUCUGAGAGUCUUGCGAUUGGAUUUGGGUUUUUCUGCUCUUGAGACUUUGGAUUUUGCAGCGAAAAUUGGGCCAGAUGGUUUGCAGUUUUCCAAGUCCUUGGUUGAACUGACCUUGCGCUUCACUGGUUCAUCAUCAUUCCGAAGUGCAGGAGGCCUUGCAGUCUUGCUGAGAGAGAUGGAGAAUCUCGUCAACCUGGAAAUCUGGUUCAUGAACUUGCCGAGAUUGAAUGAUCUCGGAUCUUUGAAUUCAGCCUUGCUAUGCUUGGAGAACUUGGAGGAUUUGAUAUUUGAGCUCAGUGGAUGCCAAGUCUCAUUGGAUGUCAGGAGAGAGCUUGACCAAAGCAUCAGGUCUUUGAAAUGGACGAGAGGUAGCAGCUUGGAUAUGUGGGUACACAUCGAAGGCUUCCCAAGUGGCUGGUGUGAUUGGCCAUUUGGGAGCCAAAUGAGGAGCUUCCGGUCGCUGUGCUCCCGGUGCUUCACUUGGUUCGUUAAGCCGCAGCGAUCUCGAAGCAGCAGCAGCGCGAGCAGCAGUAGCGGCAGCAGCAGUAGCGGCAACAGCAGCAGCAGAUUUGGUAGGCUUGCUUAUUCCAGUGAUGAAGCUGAGAUCGAAGGAAGCGAGACAGAGAUCGAAGAAAAUGAAUUGGACCUGCUGCUUGAUGAAGCAAGACCAUUCCCUUGUAGCCAUUUUGCAUGCGCUUCCUUUCAUGCACAGCUGCAUGGUUAUUGUGAGAGGCACCGCUGGUUUGGCCUUGCCAAGAGGAUGUUUGUUCGAUUAAACACUGUGCGCCAGCUGUUAGAGCUUAGUUUGCUCAUCCUCACGCAAGCAGCAGCAGAGAUAGAAAGCAGACAUUUGCUCCUACUGAUUAUCAUAAGUUUGUUGCCUGCAGCAUGCUUAAGCAUCUCGCAAAGCACAGGAGUGCCUGGAACAGUGGCUUUUUUGCUCAUUGUCAUCAUUGCUGUGAGCAGCAUUGCUUUCACAACAGCUCGGCUCCAGCGGAUGCAUGAUCUCUCAAAGCAGCUGGAAAUCCAGGUGGAGUCGAUGUAUGCAAAACAUUUGCAGACUGACAUGUCCAGGCUAUUUGGUGGCGGAGAAGGUUGUGACAAAGACAUAGUUCAACCUCACAUCAACAGCCUGAAAGAACACUUCAUCGAAGCAAGAAAGCGGUUCGCUAAAUUCAACAAAGAAAUAUGCCUGCCACUGCAGCAGUUCCUGAAGGAACGUGGUUCCCUUUCAGUCCCAGCUUUGCAUGCUUUGCACCCUGCAUUGAAGUUGUUGACAUGUGCACAAGAGGAUGUUAUUCGGGAAGGAAGUCCCAAUCACAUCGCGGAUAUCCUGUAUUGUGAUGUUACCUUUUACAACUGGGACCAGAUGAUGGAUGCCUGGCAUUUCCUGAGAACAAUAGCAUCCGAUGAGUUGAAUCAUAUUCAAAUCAUGUCCCUUCGUGACUUGUUUGCAGUUGCUACGACUGGUCGCAGAUGUGCUGAGAUGGUUCUGAGGAUCGACGGCUAUUUCGCCACGAUCCGUUUUCUCGACAGAGCCGUGACCGAACUUGAAGACCAAAUAGACCAUGUGCACACCUUGGCUAGGCAGUUGGGCCUUGUGGCGAGCCAUUUCCAGAUCGACCCGCAGCUUGUUUCAGGACGACGUGCGCGACGCGCAUGGAAAGUGUCGAGGCGACCUACAUGGUUGCGCGCUGCUGUUUCUGCCCUUCGCCUUAUCUCGUCGCUUGCUGCGAUGUACCUUGCGAUUCAGUAUUUCGUUCGAUACAGUCCACCGUUUCUCCGUUCCAGCCUGCCCAAGCUCGUCAAGGACUUUGUUAGUCUCAAAGAAAUGGUUACCUCUGAUCAGCCCGGUGAGCAAAUCAGAUCGGGAAGCGCUGACUCAGUAGGGGGACGUGGUUCUAAUCCAGGCUGGUUGGAGAAGAGUCGAUUGAUGUUGCCUUCCAUUCUAUUCUCUUUGCCCUACCUAGCCUUGACGAUCGUCCUCUUAAGCGACUUGCACCGCCGUUCAAGAAAACAGAAGCUGAAAGUGAAGCCUACCCAGUUGCUCUACGAGGAGUACUUUGGUACCCAAGGGAGAUUUUAUUCGUUGAAAGUGGCAAUCCUGCAGUUUUUCACUGUGAUGCUACAAGCACUUGGCAAGUUGCAGAUCAUGGGUGGUAUCGUGUCUCUAUCAUUUCAUCCAGCUGGUGAGCAUGACGUAGUUCCAUUCCAACGAUGCUUCUGGGCGUUUGUCGGCUUCCUUUGUUUAAACAGCAUUUAUCCGAGCAUUCUGUUUCUUUUCCCCUCUCAGAACUGGGCCCGCCUGGGCGCCGCCAUGAUGGAUGCCAUUCUUGAUGUUGCCUACACCAGCACAUAUCUCAUCAUUGCUGUGCUGGCCAUCUAUGAGCUAGGGCUGGACCAAAAGAUUGCAGGGAACUUUGGAGACGCCCCUGCGGUCAACUUCAGAGCUGCAUUGGAUCCUACGUUUGCUUUCCCGACAGACUUCCUAGGCUUCUUUGCUGUUUUCUACUCACUUGCACAUGUGUGCUCCGUUUGUCGCGCUGUUGAACGCGAUCGGUUUGAACACUCAUCCGAUCGCUUCGAUCGACGAAGCUCACAUAGCACUGUCCAGUCCGCCCGAAUGACCAGAUGUUGCAAAGUGCUGUAUUCGCCAUGCUUGCUGGUGGCAAUUCUUUGGUUGUUGCUUUCAACGGAUGCCUACCCGACUCACUCCACAGACUUUGGAUGUUUUCCAUGUCGUUGCAAGCAAGUGGCACCUGGCUCAAAGGAACUCAUCAGUUGUGGCCUUGCUGGUGUUCUGAAGCUGAAAGAUGUAAGUUUGAGCAAACAAGAGAUCAGCAGUGUCGGAAUGUAUGCUUUCAGGUCGUUGGGUCUAAUACAGCGCUUGUCUCUACAGGGGAAUCAAAUAAGCGUUUUGCCCAAGAAGAUCUUUGCUCCUUUGCGUGGCUUGCAACUCCUGGAUUUGGCCCACUUGGGACUGGAACGUGUGGAGUCUGAGACCUUUCUAGGUUUAUCAUCGUUGAGGAUAUUGUUACUGAGCCGAAAUCACUUGCAGCAGCUGCCAGAAGACUUGCUCCGCCCAAUGCCAGCCCUAGAGCAAUUGUUGCUGGGCGGGGGGACUGAUAAGGACGGUACUUACAUCAUUGAUGGGAACAAACUUGGUGUUCUUCCAAGUGACCUUUUGAAGCACAGCCCAUGCUUGAGGAUUUUUGAUGUGAGCGAAAACAAAUUGAAAUCACUUCCAAGCGGCAUAUUUGCGAAACAGUCAUUGCUGCAGACUGUCGAUCUGCGAAACAACCAGCUCAGACAGUUGCCUCCCGAAAUCUUCGCAGGCCUGAGCAACUUGCAGUACCUCCACCUGAACAACAACCAGCUCAGUCAGUUGCCUUCCGAGGUCUUUGCAGGCCUCCACAGCUUACACAUACUUGGGCUCGGCUUCGACCAGCUCAGUGAGUUGUCUCCUGAAAUCUUCGCAGGCCUCAGCAACUUGCAGUCCCUGAACCUCAAAGGCAACCAGCUCAGUGAGUUGCCUCCUAAAGUCUUUGCAGGCCUCGGCAUGUUGCAGAUUCUCAGCCUCAGCAGCAACCAGCUCAGUAAGUUGCCUCCUGGAGUCUUUGCGGGCCUCAGAAGCUUGCGGGAUCUCUACCUCCUGGAUAACAUCCAGCUCAGUGAGUUGCCUGCAGUUUGUGAUCAUGGAUCUGUGAAUUGUCGUUGGGGCGAUAUGUCGUAUUACGGGUACUCAGAGGGAUGAUCUGGGAUGUCUUCCCAGAACCUUGGACAUGGCAGCACGAAAGGUUGGAAGCAUCUCGCGCGCAUGUUGUGUUAUCAUUAUGUCAUUAUGUUGCAAUGUGUUGCAUAUAUACAGCUCAUGCACGAUGUUUUUCAGUGAUCCGUCGCAGAACAUCAUAGAAUCAUGCUGAUCACCCGCUCCUCGCGCCUUCGGCUUUGCGUCCUUCGUCGGAGGCAAACGUCGAGUACUUCACCCAGUACUUCGUGGUGACACCGCAGAACCCAAUGCUCGAGGAGCCGUCGGGGCGUGGAGUUCAUCGGUUGGGAGGCGGUCGCUCUCGCCAGCAGAUGGCGGUUUGUGAGGCUGAGAAGCAUCAGACCGCCAUUGCCACGACCUGUCCUCAUAGUGCCAAUGGUCUGAUUUUGCAGCUGAG